Molecule: messenger RNA, 1809 nt
Organism: Pollicipes pollicipes
Lineage: Eukaryota; Metazoa; Arthropoda; Thecostraca; Pollicipedomorpha; Pollicipedidae
Product: glycine receptor subunit alpha-4
Exons: 11
Coding region: 48-1337 (429 amino acids)
Biological process (GO): monoatomic ion transmembrane transport
Cellular component (GO): membrane
Molecular function (GO): transmembrane signaling receptor activity; extracellular ligand-gated monoatomic ion channel activity
Source: RefSeq, a predicted model, not a curated record
CGCUCGGCGGCGGUGGGUCGGCCACAGACUUUUGGCGCCUGGAAAACAUGCAGACAAGGGACCACAUCUUACACCUAGACCUGAAAACGUUAGCGCGGAACAAAGUGCUCCUUUGGGCGACCGUCUUUUGCCUGGUGACGCCUAUUCAGUGGACUCGGUCAGAGGACGGACCGCUUCGAUUCGAAGAUUUCCUCCCACCCGAGGUUUUCAAGAAAUAUGACAAGAUGAAACCUCCAAAGACUGAAGGUCAACCGACGAAAGUUGACUUUCAUGUCACAGUAAUGCAAAUAGACUCGAUCAACGAGAAUUCCAUGACAUAUGUCGCCGACAUAUUUUUUGCUCAGUCCUGGAAAGAUCACAGACUUCAUCUUCCGGAAAAUAUGACAUCAGAUUACAGGCUACUCAACCUGGACUGGCUCAACGACAUCUGGCGUCCAGACUCGUUCUUCAAGAACGCCAAGUCGGUGACAUUUCAAACAAUGACGGUGCCAAACCAUUACGUGUGGCUUUACGCAGACAAGUCCAUCCUCUACAUGGUCAAGCUCACCUUGACGCUCUCCUGCGCCAUGAACUUUGUCAUGUACCCGCACGACUUCCAAGAGUGCCGUCUACAAAUGGAAUCACUAUCGUACACAACCGACGACCUGGUGUUCGUCUGGCAGAAGGACACGCCGCUGGUGGUGGACGAGAACAUCGAGCUGCCCCAGCUGGAUCUCGUCAACAACUACACCGCCGACUGCUCUCACGUCUACCCCACAGGGAACUUCACAUGUCUGGAGGUGGUGUUCAAGUUCAAGCGACGCCUCGGCUACUACCUGUUCCACACGUACAUCCCGACCUGCCUGAUCGUCAUCAUGUCGUGGAUCUCGUUCUGGAUCAAGCCGGAGGCGGCGCCGGCGCGCGUCACGCUUGGGGUCACCUCGCUGCUCACGCUGUCCACCCAGCACGCCAAGUCGCAGUCCGCCCUGCCGCCCGUCUCCUACGUCAAGUCCAUCGACAGCUUCAUGAACGCCUGCACAGUGUUCGUGUUCCUGGCGCUGAUGGAAUACGCGCUGGUCAACGUCGUGCUGGGCGACAGUCCGGAGCCGGCCAAGCCCGGCCAGCCGGCCGGCGGCGUCCCCGGCGAGCCGCCCAAGCCGGACCGGGUGUACCAUCUGGCCGCACGGGAGAACGCUCGCAUGCUGACGGGUAGGCCGCCGAAGCCGCCGGGUCUGUCCAAGCACCAGGUUUGUCGCCGGCGGGCUAUAACCGUCGACCGGGUGUCGCGCGUGCUGUUCCCCGCUACAUUCCUCCUGCUCAAUGCCACUUACUGGGUAGUCGUUCUAGACCAUCUCUAGAUGGCGCCGCCGUAGUUCAAGGACACAGCGUUAAUGGUGAAUGAAAACGACACUUAGGGCGACCUAAGCUUCUGAAUACAGGUGCGUAGGCGAACCGAACGUGCAUGAAAGAACCGAAGCCGAGUACGGUUUGUGGAACUCUGUCAGUGGUUCGUGGCUGAAGUGACCGGGGUUGGAGACGGUGGUGUUUUCCCCAAUGCGCAGCGGCGCCGUUGGAUGAUGGCAUUGACUUGUCGAGUGAUGGGGUUGACUUGACAUGGUAUGGUGUGAGGGCUGUUGAUACUUCUCGUCAUAGGAUUGUGUUCGUUAGAAACUUUGUGAGCCGUGCUGAAUAUGUGCGCUGAAGAGUGUGUAGGUGCCCCUGUGAACUCAGACGACAGUUUACCCUGAAUGAUGUGAUGUGGAGUCAUGGUGUGGAAGUGUGAUGAGAGUGCGUGCCACCUGGGAUAAGAAUAAACUCACUCGGAGCGCA